Messenger RNA from Prosopis cineraria, 2536 nucleotides. Its product is annotated as LEAF RUST 10 DISEASE-RESISTANCE LOCUS RECEPTOR-LIKE PROTEIN KINASE-like 2.1. Gene Ontology annotation, molecular function: protein kinase activity; ATP binding; polysaccharide binding. Lineage: Eukaryota; Viridiplantae; Streptophyta; Magnoliopsida; Fabales; Fabaceae. Bases 175 to 2364 code for a protein of 729 amino acids. Gene Ontology annotation, biological process: protein phosphorylation. The record is from RefSeq and is a predicted model, not a curated record. The transcript is spliced from 4 exons.
GUAUUGGCCAAAAAAAGAGGAUACAGAAACUGAGGUGGUAAAGGGGGAAAUGCAAAGAAAAGUCGUAUAUAUGUGAUCAAAAGUGAAAACCCUCCAUGUCUUGAUAGUUAUAUCAUACGUGAUUUUAGAGGCUCAGAAUUAAGAAGUGAAGCAGCUGCAUAAUCAUUCUCAAAAAUGGGUAUAGAGAAAGGCUUGAUGUGUUGGAAUUUAGUGUGGUACGCACUGCUUCUAAUAACGCAAAGAGUAAUAAGUUCUCAAGAUCUGAACAAUACCUGUGCUCCGUCUCGCUGCGGCAUUAUCACAAACAUCUCACAUCCAUUUCGACUACCAGAUGACCCGGCGAACUGCGGCGACCCCAGAUACGAGUUAGCCUGUGAAAACAACGUCACUCUCCUUCAUUUAUAUGACGGAAAAUUCCCUGUUCUGGCAAUAAACUACAACAAUUACACAAUCCGACUCGUAGAUCCAGGCAUUCAGGCGGACAAUUUCUCCACCCUCCCUCGCUAUUUCUUAUUCCGAUCUAAUUUCAGCCGUAAGGGAUACAAACAUCCCUAUGGCACAUCUCUGAGCAGUGAACCUACAUUCGAGCACGUGGUGUAUUUGAAUUGCAGCGAUCUAGUUUGGAAGGAACGGAUCAGAUUCUUCCGAGAUUCACUCGCCUGGAGAGAAUACACAGACACAGGCGUCGUAGCCGACGCAAAUUGGGAAUCCGAAGGAGGUCAUGUUUACGCUGUGGUUGGAGACUUGAAGGCCAAUCAGUUCAAAUCUGGGUGUGAUGUGAAAAUGGUGACCCUCAUUACUUCACAUUGGGAUUCACUGCUACAUAUGGGAAACUUCUCCUAUGCUGAUAUUCACAGACUGCUUUCCUAUGGAUUUGAGGUUUCAUGGGAGGAACGAGCUUGUGCUGAUCUUCCUCCUUGUCCAUUUAGUUAUCAGGACUGUAAUUUCAGCCCUGAAACUAAAAGCCUGCAAUGCACUCCGAAUCGGACGUUCAUCCAGAAUCUAAACUUCUGCAUCGGUCCCAUGAUGGAAAUAUAUGAAAUCCCGUGCCGAAGGCUCUCAAAGUUGCGCAUAUUUGGCGAAGAUUAUCUCCAUGGGAUUCGAAAAGGAAUACAACUACUGCUAAGGAGGGAUUCAUCGGAAUGGGAUUAUAGAAGUGGCUACAAUUUUAGUCUAUCAACUCCCACAAUCGAAUUAGGAAUAGUCACUGCAAGAGUUGUUUUGCCAUAUAUCACAGCCAAAUUUUUAUUUGGCAUCAUAUUCCUAUCUGCAUUGUUGAUUUAUACAUGCCGUAGACGACACUUAUCAAUGUAUGAAGACAUUGAGGAAUUUAUACGGCUUUAUAACCUCACUCCAAUAAGGUACUCAUACAAGGAAUUGAAGACAAUGACUGAAUGUUUCAAGAAUAAGUUAGGCGAAGGAGGUUUUGGCACUGUGUACAAAGGAAAGCUAAGGAGUGGACCUAAUGUUGCUAUCAAAAUGUUAGGUAAAUCCAAAGCAAAUAACCAAGAAUUUAUUAGUGAAGUGGCUACUAUUGGAAGGAUACACCAUUUCAAUGUGGUACAUCUUGUCGGAUUCUGUGUGGAAGGAACAAAGCAGGCUCUUGUCUAUGAAUUCAUGUCCAAUGGCUCUUUGGAUAAAUUUAUAUUUUCCAAACAAGAAAGUGACUCCUUGAGUUAUCACAAAAUAUAUGAAAUAUCAUUAGGCAUAGCUCGUGGGAUUGCUUAUCUUCAUCAUGGGUGUAACAUGCAAAUAUUGCAUUUUGAUAUCAAGCCCCAUAACAUACUUCUAGAUGAUACCUUCACUCCAAAAAUUUCAGAUUUUGGUCUAGCAAGAUUAUAUUCUGUCAAUGACAGUGUUGUCACUUUGACUGCAGCAAGAGGAACAAUAGGAUACAUGGCUCCUGAAUUAUUCUAUAAAAAUAUUGGUGGAGUGUCCUAUAAAGCUGAUGUUUACAGCUUUGGAAUGCUUUUAAUGGAAAUGGCAAGCCGAAGAAGGAAUUUGAAUCCACAUCUAGAACAUUCAAGCCAACUUUAUUUUCCUUUAUGGAUUUACGAUCAAUUUGAUGAAGAGAAAGAUAUAGAAAUGGAAGGUUUGACACAAGUGGAAAAGGACUUAACAAGAAAAAUGUUCAUAGUAGCACUUUGGUGUAUACAACUAAAACCUAUUGAUCGCCCUUCAAUGAAUAAAGUAAUAGAGAUGUUAGAAAAUGAUGUCGAAAGUCUUGCUAUGCCUCCAAAACCUUCUCUGUAUCCUAAUGAAAUAGUUUUAAUGGAUGAUGGAUCUAACUCCAACCAAACAACAUCCACUGUCUCUGUACAUUCUCAUAGUCGUCCAGGCGAGGGGGCAAGUAAUGGGAAGUAGUACUGUGUAACUGGAAAAGAACGUCAAAGCUAGUACCUUUUCAAGUUUAACUUGUAAAUUUGUAUUAGGUAACAAUACUUUGUUGUUGCUGUGAUUCGGAUUUUGCCUCAAUAAUUACCCUAAUUAAGCAUCUUCUUUUUGUUAUUAAUGAUAGUAAUGUAGUUAUAUACAA